AUGAGCGUUUCAUCUUGUGGAAUGGACUUAAUUUUUAUAAACAAAUAUGUUCUGUUUCCUGUUCUUUCUGAAUGUAUUCUCUUCCGGCUUCUCAAAGGACUUGCUCUAAUGAUGAAUCCGAAAAUCUACAAUACAAAAGGUUUAGUACAAGAAAGGCCAGUGGUAAUAUUCAGUAAGACCAACUGUCCGGUAAGCCACUCUAUGAUACAGCUCAUCAGUGGCUUCGGUUCUAACCCUACUGUAUAUGAACUCGAUCAAUUGCCAAAUAGUCGAGAUAUUUCGAGAGGUUUACAGAUGAUGGGUUGCAAACCGGGUGAACCAUGUAUCUUCAUUGGUGGAACUUGUGUUGGAGGACCCAAUGACGUGCUCAGCCUUCAGGUGCAAGGGAGACUUGCACAGAUGCUUAUGGAUGCCGGAGCUAUUUGGCUCUGGAACGGAAACUAG
This is a messenger RNA of Amaranthus tricolor (Joseph's coat), 444 nucleotides long. Its product is annotated as monothiol glutaredoxin-S6-like. The coding region runs from base 1 to 444 and encodes 147 amino acids. The transcript has 3 exons. The record is from RefSeq and is a predicted model, not a curated record. Lineage: Eukaryota; Viridiplantae; Streptophyta; Magnoliopsida; Caryophyllales; Amaranthaceae.